Messenger RNA from Aricia agestis (brown argus), 1528 nucleotides. RefSeq names its product regulation of nuclear pre-mRNA domain-containing protein 1B. Bases 134 to 1174 code for a protein of 346 amino acids. Gene Ontology annotation, molecular function: RNA polymerase II complex binding. Gene Ontology annotation, biological process: mRNA 3'-end processing. Gene Ontology annotation, cellular component: RNA polymerase II, holoenzyme. The transcript has 6 exons. The record is from RefSeq and is a predicted model, not a curated record. NCBI's taxonomy places the organism in Eukaryota, Metazoa, Arthropoda, Insecta, Lepidoptera, Lycaenidae.
GCCAAGAGUGUGUGGAUUUGUGUGAGUUAAAAACCUCAAAUUCUAGAUUAUUUUUAAAAAUAGUUGAUAAAACGCAGAUAUCUUUCUUUGUUUCAUUCGUACGCAUAAUAUAUACGUGCAAAAUCAGUUAGUGAUGUCCGGUUUCACGGAAAACGCACUUAUAAGGAAGUUGCAAGAGUUGAAUUCAAGUCAACAAAGCAUCCAAACCCUAUCUCUGUGGUUGAUACACCACAGAAAGCAUCAUGCCGCUGUGGUCAAAACAUGGUUUAAAGAGUUAUUAAAAGUUAAAGACUCCAAGCAAUUAACGUUUAUGUAUUUGGCCAAUGACGUUAUACAGAACAGUAAGAAGAAAGGGCCGGAGUACAGCAAAGUGUUUGGAGAUGUGUUAGUCGAUGUGUUUAAGCAUAUGGCCAAAACUGGUAUUAAUGAGAAAACCAAGCAUUCGCUACACAGAAUACUAAAUAUAUGGGAGGAGAGGGGCGUGUAUGAUUCCCAGAAGAUACAAGACUUUAAAGAAGCUGUUGAUCCUAAUGAUGCAAUACCUAAAAAAGCAAGUAAGAGGAGGGCAAGUGAAAAAGAAGGUAAAGACCCAGAGAAAAGAUCUAAAAGUGACAAGGAACCUAAGGAGCGGGAGAAGCGUGAACGUCGGAAAAGUGAGAACAAGACUGAUUCCGAUGGACACAAUGACAUGAGUCCAAAAACUCCACCCGGAGACCCCCCAGAACCCGAGGAGCUUAUUAAGGCUUUGCUAGAAUUGGAAUCAAGUGCAUCCAGCGACGAAGCGGUCAGGGAGAGGAUAGCAUCUCUCCCUCCAGAAGUCUCCGAAGUGCAAUUAUUGUCCAAGUUGGAAGACAAGGAGUCUGCUUUAGCUCUGAGCGCUAUAGUCAACUCGGCGGUGGAGUUACUCGCGGAGUACAAUCUGCGUUUGGCUGAAGAGUUGGAGAAGAGGAAGAAGGUAGCGGGCAUGCUGAGAGACUUCGCCCAGGCGCAGCGGGAGCAGGCUAAACAGGCUGAGGCUAGAUUGGAGGAAUACAACGUGAAGCUGCAGAAGAUCUACGCGGUGAAAUCCGAAGUGAAGUCGCACAUAGAGAAUCUGCCUGACGUGUCUCGGCUGCCCGACGUCACAGGCGGCCUCGCCCCUUUGCCAUCCGCCGGCGACUUGUUCAGUAUUUGAAAAUGUCUUUACCCUUCAAAAAACCCGUUGACAUGUGCUGAUCGAUAUAUCGCAGUCAUCUAGUUGAAUCUGCUAUUUGAUUGAAUGACUAGCGAAUUCAUUGCAUGAAACCAUUCAAUUAACAGUUAAAGAAUUGACGAGUUGUCCUUUCGUUUAGACGUUAAACGUUACAACUUAAAGUCAACGACUUGACUAGUUGGCCUUUAGUCGUUAAAUUAAAUUGUUUAAUUAAAUGAAUUUGCUAGUCAUACAAUUAAAUAGCAGAUUCAACCAGAUGACUGCGACAUAUACAGGGUGCAAUUAACCCUUCCGGCCGAAUUUCAAUAUAUUGAUCCUUGUUAAAAAUAAAAAGGC